AUGUUUUCUGAUAAUUAAAUCAGUCUAUUUAAAAGGAGCUCUAAAUUUUAACCUAAAUUAGCUUCGAUUGAUACUUCUAAAACACUUAUUGAUACAACCAAAUUGAUUAAAUACUCUAAUCCUGUUCAUAAGACUCUUUUUGAAUAUCAGCAAUACAAAAAGAAUUAUAAUUAGAUGAAAAAAUCAAAAAUAAAUAAAAUACUAUCAAAAUCAGUAGAAAAAUCAACCAGAUAAAUGUUUAAUAACAAUAGUAUGAUGUCGUCAUCUGUAGAUUACAAAAUGAAAUCCAGUGGGCGCAAUUUAAAAUACAAUUAGAGUUCUUUAAGUGUCAUAUCUGAAAGCAGUAUCACAAGAAAAGGAGUUCUCUAUGAUGGAAAUAAUACUCAAGUUUAUCGAAUUAUGAUUGAAGGACAUUUUAAUUAUUAUGCCCUUAAAAUAAGCAAAGUUAAUUAGAGUAAAUGCACAAAAGAGAUCUAUUAUCUGAAGUAAUUAAGACAUCCAAACAUCAUUGAACUGAAGCAUCACUAUAUAAUUCAUGAUUAAUCUAAUGUAUGAUCUCUAAAAUAAUAUAGGAUAAUAGACCGAUGUUGUAUGAGAUUAUGCCUUUGAUGAGUUGCAAUUUACGAUCCUUUUUAUAGCAUUUCUAUAAACAUUAGAAUGUUUAAGAAAAUACUGAAACUACAGAUGCUAAAUUGAUUAAUCAAAUUAAGUAGGAAAAGAAAGCAAAAUAAAUCUUAUUUAAGUUAUUUAUCUAUUAAAUCGUCAGAGCAAUAUCUUAUUUACAUCAUAAAAACAUUACUCAUAGAGAUCUCAACCCUAGAAAUAUAUUGAUUGAUGUUGAUACACUAAGUGUCUAACUCUGUGAUUUUAACAGUGCCAAACAAUUAUUCUCUUCCAUAGCUUCUCCAAAUUAUUUUGGUGAACGCCAUUACAGAGCUCCUGAAUUAUUGUUAGGGUCUAAAUUAUACAAUUAAUAAGUUGACAUUUGGAGUUUGGGGUGUAUCAUAGCAGAAUGCUUUUUAGGCAAAUAACUUUUCACUGGAUCUAACACUGUAGAAACUAUGGCAGAUAUUAUAAGAUUACUUGGAACACCUACUCUUGAAGAGAUGAAAAAUCUAAAGUCUUAAAUAUUGGAUCUCAAAAUGCCUGAGAUUCCUAAGUUUUCAAUGGCUAAACGGUUUAAAGAAAUUGAAAAUGAUUAAUUGGUAGAUUUAUUAGAAAAAAUCUUCGUUUAUGAUCCUAAUUAAAGAAUAUCUGCAUUUGAAAUUCUAUUGCAUCCUUUCUUUCAAGAAUUAAAAUAACCAAACAUCAAAAUUAAUUCAAAGUCUUUACCUAAUUUAUUUAAUUUUACAAAAGGUAUUGUUUCUAUUUACAACCAUUUGGUAAGUAAUAAUAAUAAUAAUAAGAAUUAUUAUCGAACUGUAUUUAAAUUAUAGAGGAGUUAUCAUCAAAUGAAUAUGUAAUAAACAAAAAUAGACUAAUUCCAAUAUGGUUUACAGAGAAAUAAAAAAGAUUUGAAUAUCUGACAACAAGUAUGGAUGAUGCUAAAUUGCUAUUAAAUAAAUGA
This is a messenger RNA of Paramecium octaurelia, 1567 nucleotides long. The record is from the annotation of a GenBank genome assembly. Lineage: Eukaryota; Ciliophora; Oligohymenophorea; Peniculida; Parameciidae.